This is a messenger RNA of Hansenula anomala, 598 nucleotides long. RefSeq lists its product as uncharacterized. The coding region runs from base 291 to 584 and encodes 97 amino acids. The record is from RefSeq and is a predicted model, not a curated record. NCBI's taxonomy places the organism in Eukaryota, Fungi, Ascomycota, Saccharomycetes, Phaffomycetales, Wickerhamomycetaceae. The transcript has a single exon.
UUUCACUUUUUAUGUUGCUAUGUUUUGGUGAGCUGUGACGAUGAGAUUGCGGAUUAUUAUGUAUUGUGACAUGAACAACAUGAUCAUAGUGGAACGAAAUUGUACAGCCCCGUAAAAAAGAUAACAGAGGAGUUUAAAAUUAAAAUUUAGCAGUGCUGGAGAAAAUAAUCAUGUCCAUGUUUGUGUCAAUAGGAAUAUUUCGAAAAUUAUAUAAACGAAGUGAAAUCUCAUCACUUCAUCACUUCACCAAUUAAUUAAUACUCAACUACACAUUUACACAACAUAUAAUCAUGGCUAAAUUCUGUUUAUUCCACAGUGCCCAAACUAUCUUGGUGAUGGUUUUCUUAAUUUGUUCAUUAAAUUCAUUCAUCUCAUCCACUAUGAUGAAAUUCAAAGACUCAGUUUUAUUACCCAAUUCAUCAGAGGUUAAUCAAGAUAUUAAGUUGAUUAAAACAAGUAAAAACCAAAACAUGAGUGGUCACGGAGUUACUUUGAUACGUGCUGGUCAAAGAGCUUCUGUUUUAAUUCCAGUUUGUUGUACUUUGUUAGCAGCUAGGUUUUUAAUUCGUGAUUCAAAUAUUUGAUCAAGUCAAAUUUU